CUGAAAGUUGUCAGUGAUCAGUCAGUGUUGGACUCCAGUAUCUGUGCAGCCUCUGAAGGACUGGAAAAGGUGACUCUGAAUAAGGACCAGUUACUAUUGGAUGAUCAGGACUGUGUUGAGAAGAUGUCACCUGUCAAAGAGCAUGUGUUGAAUGAGGAGCAGAGCUUUUGUGCCCCAGUUGAAGGAGUUAAGGAGGUCUGCAGACAUGUUGUGGUCACUUCAGCAAUAUCAAGCAUGGAUAAAUGUGCUGAAUGUGUGGGACCUGUUGCAGCUCUCAAGUGGAUUGGCCUGAGAUGUAAAUUGUGCUCCAGUUUUUGGCAUAAGUCCUGCUAUCUGAAGCGUCAUGAAUGGGAUGGAAGACGGUCAUCGUGUGAAGUAAGUUCAGAGGAAGAUGAGCUGUCAGAUGAGGAUUACAUACCUCAGUCAGAGUCAGACCAUCAGUCAGACAGUUCAGAUGAGUUGACAACAAGACCAGCACGUUACGACCAAGCUAAACUCUUAGAUAUACAGGAAGCUGCGUCAUCUAAGUUUAGUGAACAUCUGAGAUCAGAUGUAACUACCCUGAAUGUGUCUAAGGGCAAAGGAAAAGGAGUCCUGAAGGUCAUGGAAGCAGCAAGUGUGUAUGAUGAGUCUGAUUUAAUGUGUCAUGAGGAGCAGUUUACUGAUUUUGAGACAGACAGUGAAUCAGACUUUCCCAGAAAGCAAGACUCAGUGGUAUGCAGGUCAACAGAUGUGCUUAUGUCAUCACCUCAAUCACACAAUAGUAAGCUUUUGAAUUCAAAAAGCACAGUAACAUUGAGAGAAGAGAGGGAACGCAGCAUGGCUGGAGGUGAUCAUUGUGUGCAGUCACCAAAAAUCUCCUGUUCAGCAAAUAGGAAGAAUUAUUGUUACAUCUGUGGCAAACCUCAGUCCAAGUUAGCUCGCCAUUUGAAAACUCAUAUGGCUGAAGUUGAAGUUGUUCAGGCUUUGUCACUCCCAGUUCACUCAAAAGAACGUAAAGCAAUGCUGCAAAAGCUCAGGAACAAGGGCAACUUUCAGCAUAACACUGACGUUUUACAGUCUGGAGAGGGGGCUCUUAAAAUAAAACGAGCACCAAAAAGAAAGUGUGAUUCAAAGCAGUUUUUGCAUUGCAUGUACUGCAAAGGGUUGUUUGUACGGAGAGAUCUGUGGCGUCAUUUAAAAAGAUGUCCCUCAAAACCAGCAGCUGACAGUGAAGAGCAAGGGAGGAGGAGAGUCUUGGGCCUGGCAUCUAUGGCAGAGUCUUCAUUCAGUCAGCACAUAUCACAAGGAGUUUGGAAACUCUUAGGUGUGAUGAAGCAGGAUGACAUUUCCGCUGUGGUCAAAAAUGACCUGAGUAUUCUUCAGCUUGCACAGUCGUUUUUUAACAAACAUGGUCAUGACCCUACCAAAUUUGAGUAUAUUCGACAAAAACUCCGUGAAGUUGGAAGAUUGUUGCUGACUUUGCGUAGACAGUUUUCUGUGUACAGUCUUGAAGAAGCUCUGAAACCUGCCAAUUUUCAUAGACUUAUUCGAGCGGUUCAAAUGGUGUCUGGCUAUGAUGAUGAGAGCCACUGCUACCAGAGCCCAAGCCUUGCCCUGAAACUGGGGCAUUCGUUGAAUAAGAUUUGUGAAAUCAUUCAGUGCCGAGCACUGAUGUCUGAAGACAAGGAAUUGAUCUCAUCAACAGAGACCUUCAAAAAGCUCUACUCCUCAAAGUGGUCUGAGAUGAUCUCACACACUGCUUUGGUGACACUGAAUGAGGCCAAAUUUAACAAGCCAUCAACACUUCCCUUCACCCAGGAUGUCCAGUCUCUUCAUCAGCUCCUUGAGAAGACUGCAGAUACUGCUUUUCAGAAACUACAAGAGACUGCAUCUCCUCAAAGCUAUGCAGAACUGGCCAAAGCAACACUCACCAGAAUCAUUGUUUUCAACCGCAGACGUGCAGGAGAGGUCUCUAAAAUGCCGCUGAAGGCUUUCAAUGAAAGGGACGGCACUUCUCUCCAUGAAGAUGUAGCGAUGGGCCUGAGCAAGUUUGAGCAGAAACUCUGCAGCCAUUUCAGUCGAGUUGAGAUCAGGGGGAAGAGGGGAAGAAAGGUUGCGGUUCUUCUCUCUCCUGAUAUGGUCGAUGCCCUGAUGCUACUGGUCAGCAGGAGAGGUACAUGUGGAGUGCUAGACACUAAUACUUUCUUGUUUGCUCGGCCAAACUGCCAGAGUUACUACAGAGGCCAGGACUCUCUGAGGGUAUAUGCAAGGGAAUGUGGAGCUCAAAAUCCAGAAUUUCUCAGAUCCACUCAUCUUCGCAAGCACGUGGCUACGCUCUCUCAAAUCCUAAACCUGAAAAACAACGAGUUAGAUCAGGUUGCUGAUUUCUUAGGGCAUGACAUCCGUGUCCACCGUGACUAUUACAGACUGCCAGAAGCCACUACUCAGCUUGCUAAAAUAUCAAAGCUACUGUUAGCCAUGGAAAAGGGCUGCCUUCCUAAUCUUCAAGGCAAAUCCCUUGAUGACAUUGAGAUUGAAGAUGAGAUCAACAUGACAGAUACUGAUGACAGUGAUGCUGAAGAAAGUGAAUCUGAUGAUGAGGCUCUUGCUGGAGCUGCGGGAAACUCCAGUAAUGCUGGUGUUCAGAAGAUGCCCAUUGAGAGCACCACUGAACUUCCUGAAGAGAGUGAGAGUGAGGCAGAAACUGAAAACCCACGGAGAGGGCAGAAGGUGUCCUGGUCAAACGCUGAAGUUACAGCUGUAAUGAAACAUUUUAAGGGCCACAUAGCUAAAGGAAAACUGGCCACACUGACUGAAUGCCAGCAGUGUAAAUCUGCUGAGGAUCCUGUUUUGGUGAGACGCAGUGCACAGAACAUAAGGGAUUUUGUAAGAAAUCGAGGAAUUAGCUUAAAAAGGAAAACCCAAAGCAAGUGAUGUUACAGUACAUUUUGUGUGUUCUUGAUGCCAUUCAAUUAACAUUAGCACUUUGGCUGUUGUUUUUAUUUCCCAUAGUGCAAUACUGUUAUGGCAGCAGUUCAUACGAAUAUCUCCUUGUAGAAAUCGAGGUUGACUGUUAGUUUGUCAAAAAUUACAAAAUUGUGUCAAUUUCUCAUUGAUUUUUGGAUGACCUGUCCCUUAAAGAGAAUUUAACUUCCAGAAUGAAAACUGUCAUCAUGUACUAACCCUCCACUUGAUCCGGACCUGCAUCAGUUUCUUUCUUCUGUUGA
This is a messenger RNA of Carassius auratus (goldfish), 3209 nucleotides long. RefSeq lists its product as uncharacterized. Lineage: Eukaryota; Metazoa; Chordata; Actinopteri; Cypriniformes; Cyprinidae. The transcript is spliced from 9 exons. The record is from RefSeq and is a predicted model, not a curated record. The annotation marks the transcript as partial. Gene Ontology annotation, molecular function: DNA binding. Gene Ontology annotation, biological process: DNA recombination; DNA integration.